AUACAUUUUACACAAACCACAUUUCCCAGCAUGCACCGGGCGAGGUUAGGGGUUACUGUGACACGUGUAGCGAACAACAACAAGGCUUUCUGCCUUGGCUUAACAUUCAGGACUUUGCCCCGUUUAUUGAUUAACAUAACUGUUCUACACACACACACGUGUCAACGUCGAUGCGAGACCCCGCUAACAAUCCUGCUGGGAACCGUCUGCUGGACUGCUGCGGAGGGCUCAACAACAUCGAUUACUCCAAGAUGGACUUGUCUCUGAUGGAAAACCUCCUCAGAUACAUCAACUUUCAGGAUUCCAGCUUUUGUAUUGCGGUUAUUGCAAUCAUUUUCAAUCCUUUUUUCUGGAAUAUGGUGGCGAGAUGGGAGCAUCGCACCCGGGGACUCUCCAGGCUGUGCGGCAGCCCCUACAUAGCCUGUUAUUGCCUGGCCUUUGUCAUCAUUCUGCUCAAUAUUUACCGCAGUCACUGGAUGACUAUUGCAAUGAGGAACCAGGCCAGGUGGGAGGUGAUGGACCAAACUGGAGUUUUCUACGGGGGUAUCGCCUUGAUGGUGAUUGGGACUGUCCUGGUGGUCAGCAGCUUCCUCGCUCUGGGCUUCACUGGAACCUUUCUGGGUGAUUAUUUUGGCAUUCUGAUGGAUGAAGAGGCGACAGGUUUCCCCUUCAACAUCAUGGAGAAUCCGAUGUACUGGGGCAGCACUGCCAACUACCUCGGCCUGGCUCUCAUAGAAUCCAGUCCAGCUGGUUUAGUCCUCACUGCCGUCGUGGCUGUGACCUACAAGGUGGCGAUACGGUUCGAGGGACCUUUCACUGCCCAGAUCUAUCAGCAGAGAAGUCAGCGAGGCAAGCAUGAAUGAGCGCCUUCCUCCCGACACAUCCUGCUCCUGCAGGGACUGCAGAUCAUCAGCACAUGUGAGCAGGCGGAGCGGCUCAACACCUGUCCUGGUCAUUAAUUCACCUCCAGCGUCGACGCACAGGAAAUGUUCACCCUCCAGAUCACUGUUCUUCUUGUAAUUCAGUCGUUUAAUAAACAGUGAAAAUAUAUGGACCCUCUUUUCCAGCAUGGACCAUAUAACUACGAGAGACCGUCUCAGAGAUGAAGGUUAAUAGGAAAUUGAUGUUUAAAGUCUGAUAAAUAACCUGACGUGACAGUGCGGGUACGGACGGGGUUCUUUAUCUCAGAUCUAUGCUUCUGUGGUCUCGAGACUCAGACCGUGCCAGUUCUUACAUAACUACGAUGGUAAACUGUGGUGUGUACUUAUGAUUUAGCAAAGAUGCUCCAAAGACGUUAGUAGAAAUGAAGGAAGCAACAAACUUUACAGUUUCCAAGGACAACGCUGCCCAAACACACAACUGUAUUCCUCAAAAUGUUCAUCUAUGUACUUUAUUAAAAUUACAAAACUGUUAGGACUAUGUCAUCUUCUCACAAAAAUAUUCUUAAAUUUUGCCAUGUAUGUUGAACAGCUGCAACAUUUUCAAUUUCAAUCCCAAUACUUUCUUUUGCAUUCUGAUGUUUAGCUUUGCACAUUUGAACAUUCUAAUGUUUUUUUUUUACCAUUCAUGAUAAAAAAAUACUUAUUGGAAUGGAGGAGGGGCAGAAAACGGGAUUACAAGCAAGUUCAAAUCCCAUCCAGCCCAAAACUGUUACAGAUUUCAGUUGCGGCUGGUUAAGAGUUUGGCUACAACAUCAUCCUCUCACUAUUUCUGAGCCUUUAGCCUUUAUUUUGAUACCACUAAGUUAAAGAGAUGUGAACUAGGUAUUUAUAACUCAUUUUUGUGCAGUUAUGGGUCCAGGCUCUUAUUAAAGUUUGUUCAAAUUCAGGCUAGUUAUUGCCCAGGGUUGGUGCCGCAGCUGUGAGCUAAAGACACACGUGUGGUCCAAUACACAGUACAUGUGUUACUUAUUGACCACGACUGGUUCAUCAGCCACAGAUCAAUCACCCCGACUGCAUUCAAAAUGAUCUAGGAGACUCACAGUUUAUGUUCACAUUGAUAUUUUUGGAAUACCUAGAUUGAUUUUCUAAAGCGUAAGUGUUUUUCAUGCUCAGAGAAGAAAAAAAGCACAUUUAUGGUGAUAAUUUGAACUGUAAUUCUGGAUCCCAUUAAGACAGAUACGUUCAACUGUUGUCACUUUUAUUGCUCAAAUCAAAUCUCAAAUGUGCUUUGCAUCACUUUGAGCGUGGGACUCCUGCAGUGAAAUCAAUUAUCAUUAAAUCACAAAUUAUCACAAGGCCUGGAUGCUGAUUGGAAUCAGUUCAGAUUCAAUCUUAUUCUAUUAUAGUUGCAUUUGAAUCAUUAAACUCUCUCCAGUGACAGAUUUCUUAAUAUAAAUAACUUUGCAAAUAUUUGUUCAACACCUGUGUGUUUCUUGCCCAUUUUAAGUGUUAUUGUUGAUUGUAUUUCCAUGAUCCGUUUCCACCAGCUCCUCGUGAAUUUUAAUUCUUCUAAAAGUCACUCUAUUUCACCGUAGCAAUUCUCCUGAAAGUAAAAGCAUAGCCCUAUUUUUGGUCUUCAAACACCAAGAAACCUACAGUGUACCAUUCUUUUGCAUUGCAUAUUCUAUAAAGGAUGUAAAUGUAAAUUAUUUUAACUGUCCCCAUAAAUUCCCUCAUUGCAUACCCUCAUACCUACCAAAGGGAGUAAUACACGGCACCUGGCACUGUACUUUUACA
Molecule: messenger RNA, 2678 nt
Organism: Cololabis saira (Pacific saury)
Lineage: Eukaryota; Metazoa; Chordata; Actinopteri; Beloniformes; Belonidae
Gene: pemt
Product: phosphatidylethanolamine N-methyltransferase
Exons: 7
Coding region: 171-863 (230 amino acids)
Biological process (GO): phosphatidylcholine biosynthetic process
Molecular function (GO): phosphatidylethanolamine N-methyltransferase activity
Source: RefSeq, a predicted model, not a curated record